Molecule: messenger RNA, 799 nt
Organism: Osmia lignaria (orchard mason bee)
Lineage: Eukaryota; Metazoa; Arthropoda; Insecta; Hymenoptera; Megachilidae
Product: EF-hand calcium-binding domain-containing protein 11
Molecular function (GO): calcium ion binding
Source: RefSeq, a predicted model, not a curated record
UGUGACGAAUGAAUGCCGGAUACAGCAGACACGUUAUGUCAUUGAGACGCGUGUACCUAUGUGUCCCGCGGCGGCGUUAAUUGGCUCCGUGAUGAAUAUUACAAAAUACUGCCGGCUGAAUGGAGAGGCACCGCUUUAAUUACGAUAUAAUGCGUGUCGGUCGAGUUACUCGCGUGAAAGACCAAUCUCUCGCGUCACGCGACCUGCAACACCUUGCUUUCAUUGCGAAUCGCAUCAUUUGUAAAGUCGUUCAAGGAAAUUUCCUUCCAGCUGAAUUCAGAGGGCGAGAUGACGCCAAGCGUGUACAAGGAACGUGCCAGAACGGCUUUCGAUUACGCUGACGUAGACUCCAUGGGUUCGUUGACCAAACAACAAUACAAAAUAGCGAUGGCGGCUGUGUUCGGAUAUCGUCCGGAUAAAGUGGAGGUAAAACAAGUUUUUCAAUCCACUGAUAGAGUCUCUUAUGAAGAGUAUGAAAGAUGGAUAUUUAAAAAAUGUCUCACCAGUGACUUGCAGAUUAACGCGGAAAUAAUAUUUGCUCUGUUAGAUAAGCAUUAUAAAGGGUAUUUAAUUUUGGAUGACUUCUAUUCUGCAAGCAAAUCUGUUGAUCUGAUGGUACCAUCAACCGUAUGGCAAAUGAUAUUCAAGAAUCUAGAUCGUUAUAAAAAAGGAUACAUAGAGUUCGAUGAAUUAUCACGUGUAUUACCGGCAGUAUAAGAACUUACAUAGAGGUAGUCGGACUUAUACAAUGUAACUUAACUGUAAAAUAAAUAAAUAAUAGUAUUGUAUUUUAUCACAA